Vanderwaltozyma polyspora DSM 70294 is the source of this 1107-nucleotide messenger RNA. It is a transcript of the gene SEC6, whose product is annotated as SNARE-binding exocyst subunit SEC6. NCBI's taxonomy places the organism in Eukaryota, Fungi, Ascomycota, Saccharomycetes, Saccharomycetales, Saccharomycetaceae. The transcript has a single exon. Gene Ontology annotation, cellular component: exocyst. Gene Ontology annotation, biological process: exocyst localization; exocytosis. Bases 1 to 1107 code for a protein of 368 amino acids. The record is from RefSeq and is a predicted model, not a curated record. Gene Ontology annotation, molecular function: SNARE binding.
AUGGCAUCUUCAGCAGAGAAUCUACAAAAAGUUUCAGAUCUGAUAAAGCAUGAUCUUUCAUUAGAAAGGGUAAAGUUUAUUAAAGAUCAGUUAAAAAAGGAAAAAUCAACCUUAGAAUAUCAAUUGAGUAAAGAAUCCGAUAAGUAUUAUGAAUUAGUUGAGAAUAGUUUGGAACUAUUAAAUAUAUCUCAAGAUUCUGUGAAAACAAUAAGGGAAAAACUUGAAGAUGUCAAUAAGCUAAGUAGUGAAAAUAAUUCAUCGAUAUCCAGGUAUGAAGUUAUCUUCAAUGCUACAAAGGUUUAUGAAAUAAUCGAUAUGACUUCUUCAAUUUAUAACAAAAUUGUUAGGUAUAAUGAGUUAGUUUCAGCCGUUGACCAAAUGCUUGAUACUGAGUUAGAAGGUGAUUCGUUGGAGACAGGAUGUCCAUAUCUGCUGCAAAUCCAUUUCUUACUUACCAAAACUCGUGACUUUCAAGAUCAAAUGACUGUAAUGGCAAAAGCAUCAACAGAUGAUGUUCAAAGGACAGUGCAAAAAGUUUUCAGUAAAGCCAAUGAUUUGGUUGUAAAGUUCAAUAAAUUACUUGAAGCACUAAUUUAUGAUGUCGUUGAAAUUGUUAGAGCAGGUCAAGCUUCGCUGGUAAUAAGACUGUUUAAAAUCAUUGAUAUAGAAGAAAGAGAGGAUUUAAAAAUUAUUGCCAUUAAAAAUAUAAUUAAGAAGAAAGAAAUGGAACUACAUAAUUCUGCAAUUAAAAAGCUUCCAAGUUCGAAAAAUAUGUCAAGAUUCUCAGAUUCUGGCUCAAAAACGAUAGAAUAUCCAACCAACAAUGGUUUAUACGAAGAGAUAAUGAAUGGAUCUAUAUCCACUAGAGUUAUUGAAAGAGGCUAUAAAGAAUUUCUGUUCGAAAAAAUACGACAAUCAAUUCAAGAUAUGUUUAUAGAAGUUAGAAAAGAAUAUCAAGGUGAUAAAAGAUUCGAUGUUUUAGCAAAUCUUGAUUGGGUUUUCAAUGAAUUACUGGUAGUCAAAAAGCAUGUAAAAAAGUUUUGUCCUGCCUAUUGGGAUAUAUUCAGCAAAUACUAUGACUUAUACUUGGAUGAAAUCAUGUGGUAA